GUUUCCUUAGUUAGCCUCGGCGACGUAAGAGAGCGCCACCGGCGGCAGUCUGUUCCAAUAUGGCGGUGUUGGAUCAAUGAAAUUUGAGUUAACGUAGUAAAACGGAAUAAACGAUACACAAGUGCGCGUAUACAGUGGGUGAUUCAGUGUAAAUGGGCCAUGGGCAAGGACCAGGAGCUGUUGGAAGCAGCUCGAGGAGGCAAUGUCACCGUCGUCGAGAAGAUAUUGGGACAGCGAGCAAAGAGGAGUGGUCCGCUAGCAAGCCUUCGACGGGGACCCGGUGCAAACGUUCAGGAUGCCAGCGGUUAUUCCGCGCUCCACCACGCCGCUCUCAACGGCCACAGGGACGUGGUUAAAAUUCUACUACAAUACGAGGCGUCCACCAACGUCGUCGACGCUAAGGGCUCGUCACCGUUGCAUCUCGCCGCCUGGGCCGGGGAUGCGGAAAUCGUCAGGCUCAUACUUUGCCAGGGACCGUCGGUGCCCAACGUUAAUCUAGCGACCAAGGACAAUGAGACUGCUCUUCACUGCGCGGCCCAAUAUGGCCACACGGAAGUUGUGACACAGUUAUUGCAGCAUGGCUGUGAUCCCAGCAUUCGCAACAGUCGUGGCGAAUCUGCUCUUGAUCUGGCCGCACAAUAUGGCAGGCUGGAGACCGUCGAACUUCUGGUUCGGACGCAUCCGGAGCUCAUCGAGCCGCUGCGGAGUUCCUCGUCGUCUCUGAUAUUCCCUCACACGCCGCUUCACCUCGCAUCGCGUAACGGUCACAGGGCUGUCGUCGAGGUCCUUCUGGCUUCGGGAGUGGACGUGAACACCAGGACUUCCGCCGGAACCGCGAUGCACGAGGCGGCUCUUUGCGGUAAGAUGGAGGUUGUCAGGACCUUGUUGGACCGGGGCGUUGAUCUCGGGAUCAGGGACUCGCGGCAGAACACGGUCCUCGAUUUACUGGGCCAGUUUCCGCCACAUGUCACGCAGGACAUCACCACUGUGAUAAAGAGGCACAGAUCUUCGUCCGGUGUCGAGAGUGACGCGGACAGCGAGAAUUUGCCACCGAUUCCUGUUCAGGGCAGCGGAUCCCUCGGCAGUCCUUACGAGAACGUUCGUCCAGGGAACGAUUUUUCACCGGCGGAAGGAACCUCGCCCACCCAAUGGCAGUUCUAUUUCAAACCUCGGGAUGACGAUAGACGCAUUUCCGGAAUGUCCGUCAUGUCUUUCGAGGGAACGUUGCUGAACGACGAACCUGACAGUGAUACAACGACCUCGAGGAACCUGCAUCAUCCCGCAUGGACGGAAGAUUCCGAUCUCAGCUCGGUUUUCGAUAGCGUCAUUAUGUCCAUGUCCGACACUCUGAACUCUAUAAACACACUCGAGAGCUCGGAACCGACACCCGAAGACAAACCAUAUAACACCAAUAUCACCAACACUAUUCUUACUCCAGACAUUCCACGGGGAUCCGACAACGGACUUUAUCAGACACUCCCUGCUUCUCGGGGCUUGAUGGACUCUAGUUUCAUGUCCGAGGAUCUGUCCCUGACUCUGCCGGGGUACGGGUGUGGCCGAGAGUCCGACCAGCUCAGUGUUUCCUCAUCCUCGAGCGUCGGAGGACCCAGUCCUCGCGACAGACGGUGCUUGCCAGCCGAUUCCAAUGCCGCAGGGAUUUACCUGCCCAUGGCCCCUCUUUCCAGCUCCCUACACAGCCCAGCAUCCAACAGCAAAGUUUCGUCCGUGGUUCUAAUGUUACAGCCAACACCGCCGAAGAAGCCGCCGCGUAGGAACUUGUCGGUGUCGCCAACGCACUUGCAGACCCAGAUGUCUCUGUCCGCGGAUUGCACCCUGGGACCGAGUAACUACGAGUAUUUGUUCCUGGCUCGAAGUGGAGCGCGAAGUCACGUCGAUCUUGAACAGCUACAGUCUCGUCGUGAGCAGCUUCGGCACGUGGCUCGGAGCGUUGAUCAGUACGUCGACAUGAAGUCGCGAUUCAGUUGCGCGGCAGGUGAUAAUCGUGACCCUGAUUUCGAGCCCGUUGCCAUAACCGCGAUCUACGAUAACAAGCAGAUAAAGACCCAGAAUCCGAGGCGGAAACUGCGCCGAAACUGCGAUCGGGCUUACGAAAACUUUGACCUUGAAAACGCGGACAAGUCACCGUGCAGCGAAGGCAGCAUCGCUGUUGACAACGGACAGACAUUCGUCUCGAAUGCGUUCAUCACUUUGAAAUCAUCCCAGGAAAGUCUGCUCGACGAUAAACGAGACGGAUACUCGUCUCAAGGCGAUCCUGAGACCCGCGGUGCCACCGACAAACGACUUCGACGCGUUCAAAUGCUGCUGCCGACCAGCCCAACGCACUACGCUCAACCACCGACACCCGAUCAUCCUCCACCGUCUGCGCUGCAAGCCGAGAAGUCGAUUCACGAACGGAUACGACCGCUGAGUCAGGUCUACAAACGUCGUUCCCGCGACAUGGAGACCGAAACGGACGAGGAUAUGCUCCAGUUUCCCCCGGGCGGUUCCCUGGACGCUUCGAGCGGCUCUUUAUCCAGCGUAUCACUUUCGGACAAGAGCGUUUCAACGGACAACGUCGAGGAGUUCUUCGGCGACGUGCCCUUUGCAGGAUUGCUGAAGGGUUCCGUCACGGCGGAAAGACCUCGGACCCUGUGCCGAUUGCGGAACGUUUAUGCGCCGGCGGCGGCCGCGAUGGGCACGGGGGCCGACGGCGGCACCGGGGAACGACUCGAGGACGGCGAAAUCGUGAGCUUCAGGGUGUCAGACCGCGACAGGGAGCGGGACGACAAGUCCCUCAGCAUAAUGAGUCCCUUCGACGAGCAGGAGGAGUGGGCCAAGAUCAACGAGAUAAUGGCCUCAUUCGGCACCGGCCUGGUCAGGGAAUCGGUGUUCGUCACCGAACUCGAGAAGGAGUUCCAGACGAGACUAGGUUACAGCUUUAAACUCGGUUGUCCAGGUCUCAGCUCAGACAGUAGCAGCAGUCCCAUAGUAUCAACGUCUGUUGGUCAGUGGCUGUCCAGCCUCGGUCUCGCCGACUACGAGUCGCUCUUCCUCGCCCACGGAUUCGACGACCUCGAAUUUAUCAACUCGGUACUCGACGAGGCCGACCUCAAAGAGAUGGGCGUCACCAGCGACCAGGAGCGUACUGUCAUCAUGGAGGCCGCUGGGCUCCUCAGCAAGAGGGUCGAGAAACGCACCGGCACCUCCGAGCAGUCGGUCAAUGAGUGGCUCAAGAGCAUUCACCUGGAGUGCUACGCCGAGACCUUUAGAAAACACCUGUACUUGGACAUGGAUCGCGUCAGGAGGGUAUGGGAGGUAGAGCUCGCAACCGUUCUCGAAAUUCAGAAACCUGCUCAUCGGAAGAGGAUACUCACUUCGGUUAGCGGCAUCAAUCCUCGUGGUCCACCUCACAAUGGCGGCGGACCGAACCUCGAGGAUCUCAAUAAGGACCUCAACACUUUGAAAACGAACAUCCAACAGCUGAAGGAGGACAUCCGUGAAAAACUCCCAGAGCCGAGUUCUCAGGUAACCGUUCCAACCGUCACAACGACGACGACGACGACACCGGCAGCGGUGACGGCGACGACGACGGGAACGACAUCGACGAACACCGGAACCCUGAGGCACCGGAAAAAUCGGCCAGCUCCGCAGCCGCCCCAACGACCAAAUUCCCACAACGGAACUCUUUCCGUUCCCGAGCAACUCGAGAUUCGCGCACCUUCCGAGCUCCUCUUCGGGGUCCCGUCUACCCUUCAAACGCAGUGGAGGCACGAGCCGAAGGCCCUGGUAACCGGUGCCGUUACUUACGUCGCCAGCUAUCUCGGGUCGACCGUCGUCAAGGAACUCCGAGGCACCGAGUCCACCAAAAAGUCGAUUCAGACCCUCAAGAAGACUCACAGGGAGCCACGCGUCACUCCGGAUAUUACUCUAGCAAUAUCCUACCGAGGUGUGCGCUUCCUGAACACGAGGACAAACGAACCAAUAUGCGACCACGAGAUACGAAACAUACACUGCGCGUGCCAGGACGCCGACGAUCUGACUCAUUUCGCUUACAUAACGAAAGACCAUGCGAGCCGAAAGCACUUCUGCCACGUAUUCUGCGUACCUACAAUGGAUCAGGCCACCGAGGUGAUCCUGACCCUGGGCCAAGCGUUUGAAGUCGCCUACCAAAUGGUACUGAGAGAUCCGUUGAGCGCUCAGACGGUUCGCUCGCAGUCGGCUAACCAGCUGGCGAAUCCUUCCAUCAUCUCGUCCUCGGUGACCUGCUGCAGGACCGCGACGCCGACGAAGACGACCGCGUCGAUUACUCUGCCGUCGCAGACAACGACGGUGACGACGACGUCGACGGUAACCGGCAAUCCGAGCGUCGUUAAACCCCUCGCAACUCACGGGAGGUCCCAUUCCGUUAACGAUAUUAAAAUAAAUGGCAAUCAAUUGAAACUCGCGCCGAUGCCCGUUGACGACAUAAACAUUGGCGUCAAGGACAUGAAGGCAGGAUCAAGGGCGCCGAUCGCUCUUUCCGAAGAACUUUAGUCCCGUUUUGAGACGGCUCAGGAUCAAGAAGGAAAGGUUUUUGUUACAGGGCUCGAUCUGAUUUAUAUUAUUCGCGUAUUUCGUUUAUGGGUUCGGUUCUCCAGCUGAUGAUUUCUUUCGAGUCGUAUUAUUUAUUUUCAAUUUAACAUUUUUUUUUUUUUUUUAUCUAUCGCGUCUUUGUUUCUCCGUUUUGGAAAGAUCGUUCACUGCGGCAACUCGCAAUAGAUUUGACCAAAGAGACUGCACGGUGUAAAGUAAUUUUUCAUUUAUACCGUUUGCGAUAUUAUGAAGUGACCAUAUGUUUAGAUAGGUAUACUAGCGUGUAGGGAUGUUGUGUAUUUAUUAUAGCCAGCAAUAAGUCUCUCUCUCUCUCUCUCUCUCCCUUUCUAUCUCUCUCUGUCUCUGUCUCUCUUUCUCUUAACGUUAUACGCCGUGGCGUGAAUUAAAAUAAUAUCCGUAUGUAAGGGAAUCUGCUGGCGACGGGCGAAGACAAAUGAGAAGUUUACCACCGAAUGACGUACAGGUGAGUGUAUAAACAAUGGAAGUAGUUAUACACGAAGCAAUGGGUAUAUAAACGAUUAACUUAUAAGUUAUAUUACCAUAUGUAUACCUAUAUAGUAUAUAUACUUCGGUGUAAAUAUAAGUGUAUGAAAAGAUUUCUUUAAAAUAGAUUAUGGCAAUAUAUAUAUAUAUAUAUCGAUGGUCGACCGUUGAAUCGUCGGGCUUCCUCAGGUUGCGAAUAUAUUGCAUGUUUGGAGUAUUAUAAACGUCUUAUUGUCCUAGCGCGAAACUCGCGAUGACGAAACAAAAUUAAUAAAUAUAUUACAUUAUAUGUAAUUUCAGUGCGUGUGUGAUGUUAUUAUUAUAUAUACACGCGAAAAAAUAUCCGAAGACGCAGCUAUAACGAUAAUUAUACUGUACUAUGUACGUAUAGUUGAAUGUAGGGUACAAAUAUGCAAAGAAAACACCACGUAAGAAAACGAACUAUAUACCUAAUAAUAAUAAUAGUAAUUCUGACAAACGAAACAACGCACCUCGAUUAUACAUUCGUACAUAUAUUAUAUUAUACGUAUAAACCCACAUCCCGAUUUUACAGUGACAGAGUAAAUUAUGUAGAAUCAUACGAAUACACGUGUGCACAGAAAACGUAAUUACAUCGCAAUCGUAUAAAUUUAUUACCUGUAUGUAUAUACAUAUAUAUACAUACGUACACGCUCAAAUAUGUUAUGUAUGUGUAUAUGUACGGUAUACAAUUUGAAGUUGUAGCAGAGUUCGAUGUUAUUUUCCGCCACGGGGCCUAAAGGUAAGAAACAUUAUAUUGCCGAAGAAAAAUAGAAAAAAUAAACGACAAGUACCCGAAUAAUUCAAUAAAUAAAUAAGUAAACAUUUAUAGUGAUACUCGAGCCUAAUUACGACUUAAUUAUAAAGAAUCGGGCGCAGGUGAAUUAAAUUUUUUCGCAUCGCGUAUAUACGUGAAUUAUGAUACGUAUAACAAUUUAAAUUUAUAAGUAUUUGUAUUACUUAACGAACAAUUAAUUAAUUACAUUGACGAGUCUAGGAUACCAAAGAAAAUCGAUGCGACUAUGCGGCGCGUGAAGUCGGAUUAAUCUGUGCAACGACUGAAAAUGAAAAAAAUCAUUUUCAUUCAUUCGAAAGAAAAGAUAAUGAGAUGAAAGAGUGACAAGAAGAAAUGAAAUAAAGGAAAUAAAAGCUGACACGAGGGGUUAAAAAAUUAAUUGCCUGGGCUGCGAUAACUUUAUUAAAUGCGGGAUAAAGAUUGACCGAAGAAUAAAAGGAUGGAAAGAAAAAGAAUCAAUAAAACUGCCAAAUAAACUUCUACGUACUAUAUUUGUGGCAAUAUAUACGCACACACUUUGUAUUAUUAAAUUUACAAUGAAUAUACAUAGUAUAUAUGUGUAUGUAUCUCUACAAUAUUAUUUAACAACGUAUACUGUAAUAUUAUUGUACGUUAAAAGAUAUUAAUUAAAAUUAAAUAUUUGGAAAAAAACGUAAUCACGGUAAUCAAACGUAACAAAAUGUGACGUUGGUACGCGAGUGAAUUUAUUGUCGAAAAUACUUGCGCAUAACGUAUUAAUUAUCACAGCUUGCAGCUGUAGUUGCUGUCUUAUAAUAUACGGUAGAUUAUUAUAUUAUACGUAUCGCGUAGAGCAUGUUUUUUCUCUAUAAUAUUCUGGAUUUACAAUUACAUGUAAAAAAAGGGUAAGGAAAAAAAAGUAAAAGAAAAGAAAAAAAAAAGCACGAACCGAAACGAAUUCGAUGUAACUAUGAUACUUCCGCUUAUUUCCGUUGCUUACCCAUUAGUCUGAUGGUACAUAAAUGCCGAUCACGGUUGUUAUUAUAUUUACUAAUCACGGAACGGGAACGAUGUACAGCUAUCUCUAUAACAUAAAGUGAAAUUAGUAACGUUGGGAAUUACACAUGAUUAGGCGAACACACGUACAUGGAAAAUAAAUAAACAAAUAAAGACGAAAGAAAACUCCGUACCUACCCCUUUAAUUACGACGAUAAUAAUAAUAUUCCUUGCUUUUGAAGGUUAAAAAAAAAAAAAAAAAAAACAAAGUAAAAAAAAAUCAACCAAUCGAGUGAUAAAGACUUGUGUGUAUAUGAUAAUAAGGUAAUAUAUGUAUUAGUUGGCAAUAGACAUAUACCGUGUGACGAUAAUCACUGAGUUAGUCGGUUCUACGGGAAAAAGGAAAAUAAAUAGAAAAAAGAAACAGAACGGCCGCGUCGAAAUUACGCGCCUGCAUAAACCGGCCUUCCUUCUUAUCGUACUUUUUCUUUCUCUCACACUUUUCUUAUCUCCCCUUCGAAAUAACUGAUUCGCAAAGUUUCUUCCGUCUCUUGCACACGUGCAAUGCGGAACGACAAUUGCGUUUACCGCGCCAAGUCUGAAUAACUAGAAUCUUGAAAUUGAGGUUUGAAUCCAACGCUACUGUAAUAUAAAACAUCAUACCUGGAUCACGUAUGCAAGCAACAACCGUCUGUAAUAAUAACUUAUAGUACGUGAGACCUUUUUUUCAUUGCUUUAUCACGGAAACGAUUGAUCGGUUGAAUUUGAGAAGGUUUUUCGUCCGUUACCGCGAGACUUUAAUUACCCCAACGAUUAUAUGGAACAAAUUUUGAGUCACUUUUGAGAGAAACGUAUCCCUAGCUCUUAACGAAGAGGAAAACUAGCACUUUCCUUCAGUGAAUAAAAUAGUAACACUGCCGAUUAUACCUACGUGUAUGAUAUUAUAACUAUUAUAUACAAGAAUAUGAUGACUCGUUCGAUAGUGCGAGUAUAAUUUAUACAAACCCCAAAAAUAUUUUGUGAUUUCGAUAUUCUCAAAAACUUUCGUAAUUCCGAACAUGUGCGAGAUUAAUAAUCAAUCUCUCUCUCAUGUUAUUACAAUAAAAAUAAUAAUAAUAACACUGGUCAACAGUGGUUUCGUUGCCCUUGAUAUUUCAGUGAAUUUGGUAAGAUUUGAUGUCAAUGACCCUAGGAGUAUACGUAGUUUUUCCAAAUUGGCUCUAAUUAUUGGUUUUAUCGACAUUUUCAUGUAUGACUUACGAAAGAAAAAGUUAGAUGAAAAAUUCGUUGUUUUUUUUUCUUCUAUCUAAAGUUUAUCAAAAAAAUACUGCACAGUUAAACAAGCACAAAAUUUCUUCUCGUUGCUCCGAUUCUUUCCGUGAAUUUUGGUAUUUUUGAGAACGUAGAAUCUAUGAAUAAAAUCGUAAUUAUAUUAGAACCCCUCCACCCUCAAUACUAUAAUAACAUAAAAACUAGCGCCAAUCUAAUGUAAUCAUGAUUUUAUUCGUAAAUACUACUUUCUCAGUUACGAAAAUCCACGGAAAAAACCAGGUCAACGAAAGAAAAUUCCUUUUGUUAAAUUCUUUUUUUGUUGAGCUGUGUAAUCAUAUUUAAUACGUAAGAAUCACAUGUAUGCGUGUAUGCGUACUGCACGCAACAUGCAUCAUGCACACUUUAUUCAACGCGUGAAAAUUUACACGUCAAAUCGCAUUCGCAUAAUCUACAAUACAUGAACAAUAUAUACGAUGGUCAUUCUUAUUCGCGGUGUAUGGCAGCUUAACGGGGUGUGGAUUCCGUGUUAUUGAUUUUAGGCUUUGGGGGUUGAAAGCGUGCAACAUCCCCUGGCCGUUGAAGAUGUAUAAAGAAAAGAAAGCCCAUUCUCCAUAUCGAGAAACGUCAACAUCUUCGUUUUACUGCAGUACGUAUUCUAUCAACCAUUGACGACUUGGUUUAUUUUCUUUCAUACCGGAUCGUCGAUCAAUCCAAUUAUCGUGUUGUUUAAAAAAAAAAAGCUUGAACUAGUUUCUCCGUGUUGUUUUAUUAUCAUGAAUAACGAUGAUGGUAUAACGGGGUUCGCACGUGAGACGGUUGUGUAUGUGAGAUAUAAAUGGCAUCGUAAUAUCCCGCGGAACAAGUCUGGUAUAAUUGUGGAUAAAACGAUCGAAAAAAUGUUCUGCAGAAAAUAGGUACAGAAAAAAAAUUGGAAAAAUUAAUGAAUCGGAUCAGGAAAAACUUACGGCCAAGAACGAAAUUUUACGAUAUAUACUCACGGGUCGCACAAAUAUUAUAUUAUAUACACGAUAAUAUUUCGUUUUCUUUCAUUCAUAUUUUACAUAUAUAUAGUUGUAUAUGUAUACUUAUGUAUUAUUCACUGUACCAAAUUUUUGAUGCCACUUUUUCUUAUACUCUAUAUUCUAUAAUAUCGAUUAUACCUACGAUACGUGCGUUUUAUAUGCAAGCUUACACGUGCGUAGUUUAAAAAUAUUAACUCUAACGUACGUCUUACGUAUAUAGAUAUAUAAUACGGCGAUUAAAGGAUAUUAAAAUGUAUAUAUAGUUAUAUAGAUUAGACGUAUAUUGACGAAAAGACAACUAUAGGUAAUGCAAAACGUGUAUUGUAUAAUAACGUGUAAGGAAUAUUACGCAACAUAAAAUUCUCUCUACUCAAUUUCGGUGUAAUCUGCACAAUCGCGUUAAUCGCGUGUAUAUUUCUUUAUUCAGAGCAAGGCACAACUAUACUCUGUGUCUAUUUAUGGUGUAUAAUUGAA
This is a messenger RNA of Neodiprion virginianus, 9612 nucleotides long. RefSeq names its product ankyrin repeat and sterile alpha motif domain-containing protein 1B-like. The coding region runs from base 160 to 4533 and encodes 1457 amino acids. Gene Ontology annotation, cellular component: cytosol. Gene Ontology annotation, molecular function: protein binding. The transcript is spliced from 18 exons. Lineage: Eukaryota; Metazoa; Arthropoda; Insecta; Hymenoptera; Diprionidae. The record is from RefSeq and is a predicted model, not a curated record.